This is a messenger RNA of Mesorhabditis spiculigera, 468 nucleotides long. NCBI's taxonomy places the organism in Eukaryota, Metazoa, Nematoda, Chromadorea, Rhabditida, Rhabditidae. The record is from the annotation of a GenBank genome assembly.
AUGUGCUCAUCAACGCUGAUCAUCCGCCAAUUAUUGAUUUUGGCAUUUAGCCUAUCAGCCGCUACUUUUAUUGAAGCCGUUUCGCUAGAAGAACUGACCUGUAAGCUGCGACCUUCGCUUUGUUCUAUCAAUUCAUCGAGAAGGUUGGUAUCUGGUGGAAAAGAUUUUGUCUCCGCCACCCGCCCACCACUUCCGAAAAACUUUGAUGCGUGGGGUUUAUACGGACUGGAGCCGGGGAAUGGGUAUGGGCCCCCGGGAGGGCCGGGAUAUGGACCAGGCAUGGGCGAUGUAGCGAUACAAACCGGCGUCGGCGUCGCCACCCCGAUCGGUGGGCUCGGAAUUCAACGAGGUUUUGGCCUUGGAUUUGGAGGCUCUGGACGAAUUGGCGGGCAGCCGAUCGGCUUCGGGAACGGCUUCGGGGAGACCGGAAAUGGACGAUACGCGCCUAUCGAUGGGUGGAACGCUAAA